Caenorhabditis remanei is the source of this 360-nucleotide messenger RNA. RefSeq lists its product as uncharacterized. The record is from RefSeq and is a predicted model, not a curated record. Bases 1 to 360 code for a protein of 119 amino acids. The transcript has a single exon. NCBI's taxonomy places the organism in Eukaryota, Metazoa, Nematoda, Chromadorea, Rhabditida, Rhabditidae.
AUGUCUACCUAUUUCGGACAAAUCGUUAGAAACACCGUUAUGGACUUCUAUAACUAUCUCGUAACAAGUCUGACUCUCUUCACACCAGCCAUUGAGAACACUGUCAAACCCAGACGCUUCAGGAAGAUAAGGACGAAACCUACGGUAUCCAAAAGCGUAACCGACGCCGUCUUGCCACCAGAAGACCUGCUGAAAUUGGCAGUCAAGAAGCUCCGUGUUUUGAAGAAUGAAGUAGGCAAUUGGAGACAAGAAGCACUUCAAAAUAUGUUGGUUUUGAAGUUGUACAAUCACAUUGAGGAAAGCAAUAAGGAGCUGAAAACUAAGAAGGAAGUGAUGGAGGAGAACUCCUCGUCUGUUUGA